Messenger RNA from Hevea brasiliensis (rubber tree), 1547 nucleotides. RefSeq names its product glycine-rich cell wall structural protein. The transcript has a single exon. Bases 207 to 1358 code for a protein of 383 amino acids. Lineage: Eukaryota; Viridiplantae; Streptophyta; Magnoliopsida; Malpighiales; Euphorbiaceae. The record is from RefSeq and is a predicted model, not a curated record.
UGGACCAAUUAAUUUCUUGUGCAGUGACAGAUGAACCUCAUUUACUCAGUCCAUUUCUCGUGUAGGUAGACAUUCAUGGUUGAUCUAUUCUAUCAGGUUAUAAAUAUGUGCUACACACUCUCCCAUUGCACCAUUACGUACACUGUUAGCUCUAGCUAGCUAGCUAGCCUAUUUUUUCUCUGGUUUCUUUUGUUCAAGCUAGCAUUAUGGGUGCUAUUGCCAAUUGUGUUCUGCAUGCUCUCUUGCUGUGUCAUUUCCUUGUGCUGGCUGAUCGUGUUAGUGGCGAUGAUAAGGAUGCUAAACACUUGUUUUUUCAUCGCCCUUUGUUGAGAGGAGGAGGCCUAGGCCAUGGCAUUUAUAAGAAAGGGUUUAAACAUGACGGUUUUGGUGGUGGCAUAGGUGGAGGUGCUGGUUUUGGUGGUGGAGUAGGUGGAGGAGGGGGUCUAGGAGGUGGUGGUGGGCUAGGUGGUGGUGGUGGUGGUGGCCUUGGUGGUGGUGGGGGUGGAGGUCUAGGUGGCGGUGGUGGCCUUGGUGGUGGCAUAGGACAUGGUGGGGGUCUUGGGGGUGGCAUCGGACAUGGUGGGGGUCUAGGUGGUGGCAUUGGGCACGGUGGUGGCCUAGGCGGUGGUGGAGGUCUAGGCGGUGGACAUGGUGGGGGUUUAGGGGGUGGUGGUGGCCUAGGAGGGGGAGCUGGUGGAGGUUUGGGUGGUGGACAUGGUGGGGGUUUAGGGGGUGGACAUGGCGGUGGCCUGGGAGGGGGGGCUGGUGGAGGUAUAGGUGGUGGACGUGGUGGGGGUUUAGGGGGUGGUGGUGGCCUGGGAGGGGGAGCUGGUGGAGGUGUAGGGGGUGGUGGCGGUCUUGGGGGUGGGGGUGGAAUAGGAGGAGGAGCUGGUGGAGGGCUUGGUGGUGGAGGUGGACUUGGUGGCGGUGGAGGAGCUGGUGGAGGGGCAGGAGGUGGCAUUGGCGGUGGUGCAGGUGGUGGUGGAGGACUUGGAGGUGGAGGUGGCGUUGGUGGCGGUGGAGGAGCUGGUGGAGGGGCAGGAGGUGGCAUUGGCGGUGGUGCAGGUGGUGGUGGAGGACUUGGAGGUGGAGGUGGUGUUGGUGGCGGUGGAGGAGCUGGUGGAGGGGCAGGAGGUGGCAUUGGCGGUGGUGGAGGACUUGGAGGUGGAGGUGGUGGAGGAUUUGGUGGAGGUGGUGGCGCUGGAGGAGGCUUUGGAGUUGGUGGAGGUUUUGGCAAAGGUGGCGGUGUUGGUGGUGGAGUAGGUGGAGGUGGUGGAUUUGGUGGAGGUUUUGGUGCCGGUGGUGGUGCUGGGUUUGGCGGUGGAGGUGGUUUUGGAGCUGGGGGGGGCGGCCACUAGAGUUGAUUAAAAUGUGACAUUAUAUUACUUAUUACGUACUUUGCUCCCAUGAGAAAAACAAGUAGUUGGAUAUAUGCUGCUUGGGUCAUUCCAAUUCAUCCGAAUAUAUAUUAUUAAACGAAGUUGAGGGAAUUGAAAAAGACAUAUUCUAGUGUUUAGUUAAAUGGAAACAGCAUUUUGUUUUCGUUA